Molecule: messenger RNA, 2598 nt
Organism: Ostreococcus tauri
Lineage: Eukaryota; Viridiplantae; Chlorophyta; Mamiellophyceae; Mamiellales; Bathycoccaceae
Product: unnamed product
Exons: 1
Coding region: 1-2598 (865 amino acids)
Biological process (GO): axoneme assembly
Cellular component (GO): cytoplasm
Source: RefSeq, a predicted model, not a curated record
AUGCGCAAAAAUAGCGCAUCGUCGAGCGUGGACGGCGCGCGACGCGCCCUUCGCGCGCAGCUCCUCGAUCGCUCGCGCGCGCUGCGCGAGCGCGAGCUCGACGCCGAGCGCGCGCUGGACUCGGCGCGGCGCGCGCGCGAAGACGCGGGGGUGGAACUGUUCGCGCUCCAGGAUGCGCUCGCGCGCGCGCGAGCCGAGUGGUUGACCCACGACGCCCGCACGCGGCGCGCGCGCGACGCCCGCGAGGCGAGCGAGACGGAGACGUUGGACAUCGAACUCGCGGCGCGCGCGGCGGAGCGCGACGCGACGGAGGCGACGGUGCUCACCGAGAGCGCGCGGGACGCGCUGGAAAUCAUCGCGCUCGCCGCGCGAGACGACGGCGACGCGGCGCGAGCGAUGGAGCGCGCGGUAAAGGUGACGGAGCGCGCCGCGAGCGUCGUUUCAGACGCGGUGGACGACGCCGAGCGCGCACGGAUCGAGCGCGAGACGCGUGUACGAUGUGUGCGGGAGUGCGUCGAUCGCGCGCGCGCGACGGCGACGGAGAACGCGGAAACAGCCGCGCGGGCGAGGCGAGACGCGGCGUCGAUUCGAACGCAGAUCGACGAUUGCGACGAUGCGAUUUCACACGUACACGCGAGCGUCGACGUCGCGCGCGAGAAGUGGACGUCGGUGCUCAAGCGCAUCGGCGCCGAGGACGCGACGCUGGAACGGAUUCGGAGAGACGCGCGCGAGCUCGCGGAAUCGAGUCGCGUCGCCGACGCUGAACGCGACGCCGCGCAGGAGUCCAUCGCUCGCGCACACGCGACGCAACGCGAACACGUCGAAGAGCUCGAGAGGCUGGAUAAAGAAAACGAGAACGCGGAUUCACUCGUGGUGAGCCUCAGAGCCGCCGCGGCGGACAAAAAGGCGCAACGCGACGCGACGCAGGCGACGGCGAGGAAGCACGACGACAUCUCACGAGGAGAGGAAAAGCGCGCGCGUGAGAUUGAGAUUGAGAUUGAAAAAGUCGACAAGGCGUACGUGGGGCACACCCAUGAGUUGCACGACGUCGAAGAACGCGCGCUCCUGCGCGUGGUGGACAAGAUGACGACGAAUAAGCUCGCGAAUAAGUUGACACAAGCCACGAGAGAUUCCCGAGCGCGCGCGCGUGCGGCGGCGAACGAAUCGACAGUGUUAAAACAUAAAGUGGCGCAGACAAAGGUGGAAAUCAUGCGCAUCAAGGAUGAAGAAUAUCUGACUGGUGAACGUUUGCGCGGAGAAGAGCUUCGCAUCGAGGAGCGACGAGACGCGAUCGACGUGUGCGAGGGAGAGAUCGCUCGAAAUGUUGAAGAGAUCGAGCGAUUAACGAUGAGCGUGGACGUUGCGAAUAAAAAGCUUGAAAAACUGCGCGACGCGUCUCCCGAACACGUGGGGCCACUGGAGGCUCAAAUUGCUCACUUGCGCAACGAGAUUAAAACAAACGAACAAAAUUGCGCAAAGGUUCGGGAGAUUUGGUUACAAGCGCAGAAGGCGAUGCUGUUCUACGGCGAGCGAAGUCGCGUAUACGUAGAAAACUUAGGGCACCUUGGAUACGAGAGCAGCGUGCUGUCGAAAAAGAAGGAUCGGCACGACCGCAACACUCGGAGAUUUGUGGCCGCGUGCGAAUCAAUCGGUAAAAACAUCGAGCGCCAGCGGCGCAAAUUAAGCGCGAUAGACGAAAAGAUAGCUCUCACAACGCGAGAGGCGCGUGAAGAGGCUAUCAAGACCCUCAAAUUAGAGGAAGUUCGAUUCGAUGAGAUUGAUGAACUCAGUGGAGAAAUCUCAAAACUUCGCGCCGAAAUUCGAUCGAGCGAGGAAACGAUGCGUGGCGCGCGAGAAGAUUCUGACACCUUGAACCGAGAUAUCACCCAGCUCGACCGAAGAAUCGCGCUCGAGCAGCGCGCGCAAAUCAUGUUGGAUCCGACGAGAGGGAAUCAUGAGGUGACGACCGCCAGGAAGGAGAACGCCAAACUCGCCGCCUUGCUGCAGCGCCUCGAUUCGCACCGCAUUCAGAUUGCGUCAAAAAUAGAAUCCUGCGUCAAACGUCGCGAGCUCAUCGUCGCGAAAGGAGACGUAUUCCAAGCGAAGCUCAAAGCUAAGGGUGAUAACCUGCGCGAGGCCGAAACCUUGGCCGCGGCGAAGCGCGCGCAGAGCGACGUGAGAAGACGAUUGGCGGAUGCGCAUAAAGCGACGUCAGAGUUCACGUUGAAAGUGACCAAGCUCGAGUCCGAGCACGCCGAUGCACGACGAGCGCACGACGAUAUCGCCAAAAUGAUGUCCGAGCUGAGCGAGCGGCGCGACUUUUUGCGAGUGAAGACGACGACGCAAUUACGCGAGAAGUACGAGCGAGCGUUGCUUGAAACGAGCGGUCAUCAAAAGUUGGCGCGCGCGCUUCAGGAACCGUGCGAGAAAGAAGACACGAACGACGAUGCGGGCGAUCGAGAACGCUACGAACGACUCAUCGAUAAGCUAGAACAAAGACGCGAUAACAUGCUGGCGUCGAUUCGCGACGAGAUCAAUCUCCAUCCCCACCUCGCGCAAUCGCUGAGACGCGCAAAGUCCUACUUGAGCGUCUCCUGA